Molecule: messenger RNA, 2632 nt
Organism: Exophiala oligosperma
Lineage: Eukaryota; Fungi; Ascomycota; Eurotiomycetes; Chaetothyriales; Herpotrichiellaceae
Exons: 1
Coding region: 1-2331 (776 amino acids)
Source: RefSeq, a predicted model, not a curated record
AUGCCUGCCGAGAUAGCGGAUUCGGACGCUGAGUCCGACUUCAAUUCGCCGUUCAAGAAGACAGUGGCGAUGGAGGCCGUGGCAGGUUUCGAUGGUGUUGCACACCCAAGUCAGGUCUCAUUAUCACACUAUGACUUCGAUCAAUUCCUGGAACCCACACAACGGCUUUCCUCCCUUUCGCCAGGUCAUGGCCAUGGUGCGCCUACUGCCAGUGAGUUAUUAGCAGGCUUGCCCAGUGAGAGCUCUCCGAUGCGGGCGGGCCGAGAGCCAGACUCUUCUCUCGUCCAGGGUAAGAAGAGGGCGUAUAGCGACAUCCGUGGCCACACCGAGGCUGUAUUCCACGAGCCUUCUCUGAAAUCAUCAAGCUCGAAACGCACAAAAACCUAUGCGCACACUUCAAAGUCUAGAGGCAUUUUACAAGAUAUUGAUUUGUUCGCUCCUCAAGCCGACCAAAAUUCGGGAGAAAUCCACCCCUCAGACUCUGAUCGGGUGACAUCUGCGUUGAACGUUGACCUCUCCAUACCGACUGCUCCCCCGAAUGGGACCAUUAGGCUAUUGGGAGAGUCUUUGACAGGCUCAACGCAUCGUCUUUCAACCUCUGUGGCCUCGAUGGGCCAGUACGAGUCUAUCAAUUUGGAUUUUCGAGGUUCGGGACAGGGGAUAAAUGUCACUACCAACCCGUUUGGUUCACUAAGUCAGAUUUCAAGCCGGGAGCUCCAACUUCCCGAUGAUACUGAUUCUCCUGAUGGAUCGUUCAGGGGCGCUGAGCACCAUUCUCAGUUGAAUCAACAUGACCUUGAAAUCCCUACCAAUGUCGACGAGCGAAAUUCGCUGCAUCAGCUGGCCUCCAUCAAGCCACACCGGAUUACGCAAAGCGAUGGUCCGAUGGCCGAUGUCGUUGAAGAAGUGCUACAGACGGAAGAGAGGAGUACAGAGGCAGCGGCAACAAUGGCACAUUCUGAGAUUCAUACGUCUGUCGUUGAAAAGCCUCCUCCUAAGAAGCGCGGACGAAAACCCAAACACACCACGCCCUUCCCUGCUAUCGAGGAUGAUGUGGACGAACUCUCAAUGCAUGAGCUGCCGCCUGUAAAUCGGUCUCGGCAGGGUACUGUUGACUCUGUAUACUCCCAAGCUUCUCAGGCAUCGACAGGGAAGACGUCGACACGGAAACGCACGAGGAGGGUAUCAAAACAAGUUGGCGAUGUAACAAAACAACCAAAACUGUCAAGCGAACCAUCACCGGCCAAAGAACUAAGCAGCGAACUGAUUCUCGGCGACGAAGUACUCAUUGGCCUGCCCAAAGAGCAGUAUAAGCCUCGCCCCAGUCGAUCUCGUUCCAAAAAAGUAGCAGAUGCCGACGAUGCUGAUGUGCAGUCUCUUGAGCAACAGACCUCUGCCAAGAGCAAGAUGGCGGAUUUUGAAGAUCCAAAAGAACAUGAGCCUCCUGUCACCUCUACGAAAACAAGCACCAAAAAGGGACGAAAAAGCAAAGUGAAACGUGCAAAGACAUCUGCCGCAGCCUUACUCAAACGUGGCGAACCCAUGCUCAGUGAGGGUGAAGAUGAUGUGGUGUGGAUGGACACAAAGCCUGCCCCAGUCAAACUGGAUUUACCGCCGGAUUUGAAAGUGCUCAAGAAAGAGGGUGAUGAUUCUGGGGAAGAUGCUGAUACCGUCAAAGUCUCCCACAAGGAAGGACCACAGGAAGAUGUCAAAGGGGGUAAGGUGUCGGUAGAGAUUCCAGUAGACGCUCCAGCGGAGACUCCCGUGGCUGUGGUGGUUCCUAAGAAACGUGGUCGAAAACCGAAGAAGACCACGGCAGUCUCCGAAAUCAGUGUUGUCGAGGAACAGGAUGAGCAGUUUGACAAGCCACGACCGGCACUGGCAGAGAAAUCUUCAAAUGUGCCCGGUAAUCCUCAACAGAAGGCCAUGGAUGACGACGACCCGAAAGCCCCGACUGUAUCGCCUCUGUCCUCUCCUGAACCUGAAGUGGCGCCGCCGAAACACUCAGAGCAGACCCCGAAAAAAGCCGCUCCGGUAUUGGUCUCACCUUCCAAAGAUACCCCAGAGAAACCUCUUGCGACGCACUCACCUAUAAAGCCGACGCUCCUCUCGGAUGGAAAGAAGACCAUCUACCGUAUCGGCCUUUCACGACGACAGAAUAUCCCCAGCCUCCUUCGCAAGGUUCAACGAGACAAGCCUCCACCGAAGAUUGUCGUUCGCAAAGAGAAGGAGAACAAGAAGAAAAAGAAUGAUUGUUCCGACGACGAAGGUGCUGGUGAUCGGGAUGAAAUGAGAGGCGCUGAUGGUAUGUUGGUCGAAUGGGACUUCUAAAACUUUAAGAAAUCGGGCCCGUUUUUGUUCGUUGAUGACCGAGUAUCAUUAUGGUUAUUACGACUUCAUGAUUGUCGAUUUGUCGCCUACAUCUGAUGAGGUCACUUGAUAGCGUUUCAUGGCUUGUUGUCUUUGGGCAGAGGUGUCGGUAUCUGUGGGAGGGAGGUGGCAACGAUCAUACGUAGCACUGCAUGGUACACUGGUGCUCCACGACGGGUAGAUAUGUGACUACGGAUAAUUCGCGACUGCGCAAUGCUAGGGAUGUUCCACGUAUGGACGAAAUGAACCCAAUACACUUAUG